AUGAGUGACGCCGACAACACCAUCGCCUUCAUAGGCCUCGGCGUCAUGGGCUACCCCAUGGCCGUCAACCUUCGCUCAAAGAUCGACUCCUCGAAGACGUUGCUCAUCUGUGACGUUUCGGAAGAAGCACUGUCCAAGUUUGAGAAGCAGAUGGAAGGCAAAGGCCCUGUCAAGAGGGUCAAGAACGGCUUUGAGGCGGUUCAGCAGGCUAACAUGGUGAUAACCAUGCUGCCCAUCUCGCCCGUCGUAACCUCGGUCUACGAAGACUCCUCAACCGGCAUCCUCGCCGGCAUCACCGCCCUCGCCAAAUCCGACUCCUCCAAACCAGUGAAGAAAGUCCUCAUGGAAUGCGGCACCAUUGAGACAGCCACCAUCCUCGCCGUUCAGAAAGCCACCCAAAAAGUCGACUCCGAGAUCUCCUCGUCAGGCUCCGGCAGUGGCGUCACCUUCAUCGACGCUCCUGUCUCCGGCGGCCCUAUGGGCGCCCAAGACGGUUCGCUAACUUUCAUGGUCGGUGCGGCCAAGAAGGAGGACUACGAGACUGUCAAGAAGAUUUUGGCGCAUAUGGGCAACAAGGAUGGGAUCUUCCACUGUGGGGAUGUUGGUGCAGGGACGGCAUUCAAGGUCAUCAACAACUACCUCUCGGCUGUUACUUCGCUAGCAGCAUCUGAGGCUCUGAACAUUGGCGCAAAGCUCAAUCUCGAUCUGAAGCUAUUGACAGAUGUGAUCAAUGCGUCCGGCGGUCAGUGCUGGGUCACGAGCAAGUCGAAUCCGGUGCCGGGUAUUCACGCGAACGCGCCGGCGAGUCGUGGCUAUGAGGGCGGAUUCAGAAUUGAGCUGUGCAAGAAGGUGCUAGGAAUGGGUCUUGAGCUCGGAGACAUGUGUGGCGCGAGGAUGGACACCGGAAGGACAACCCUAACGGCGUUUGAGGAGUGUGCUGCGGAUGACAGGUACAAGGGGAAGGACGCGAGAGUCGUCUGGAAGUGGUUGAACGAUCAGUAG
This is a messenger RNA of Cyphellophora attinorum, 1002 nucleotides long. Its product is annotated as putative 3-hydroxyisobutyrate dehydrogenase, mitochondrial. Gene Ontology annotation, biological process: L-valine catabolic process. Lineage: Eukaryota; Fungi; Ascomycota; Eurotiomycetes; Chaetothyriales; Cyphellophoraceae. The transcript is spliced from 3 exons. Bases 1 to 1002 code for a protein of 333 amino acids. Gene Ontology annotation, molecular function: NADP binding; 3-hydroxyisobutyrate dehydrogenase activity; NAD binding. The record is from RefSeq and is a predicted model, not a curated record. Gene Ontology annotation, cellular component: mitochondrion.